GUUGAACAAGUAUUGCAGGAUUUUACACUUACAGCAUCUAGACGAGCUCCACUAAUGUCUGACUUUAAGAAAAAGCGUUUUAAGUGUAACAUGAACAUUUGAGGACUGUGUUUUGGAUCGACAUGGUUUGGUCGUGGAUAAAGGGUUAAUGAAAAGUGUUUGCUUGCUGGAACAGACAUCCGAAAGGCAACCUCUUGUUCACGGAAGUAGAUCCACACUCAUGAGUUCAUAGCCCUCAGAUGCCUGCUGUGUCGAGCUGAAGAAGACUCUUACGUUUCCUUCCUUAUCGUUUUAAAGUUGUGCCAACCAUGGCGAAGAGUGGAUAUGGCUACUACCGAGCUACUAUAUUCCUGGCCAUGUUUGUGGGCUACACGCUGUAUUACUUCAACAGGAAGACGUUUUCCUUCGUGAUGCCCUCUGUAAUGCAGGAGAUCACGCUGGAUAAGGAUGAUCUGGGUCUUAUCACUAGCAGUCAAUCGCUGGCCUACGCCAUAAGCAAGUUCAUAAGCGGUGUGCUGUCCGAUCAGAUGAGCGCACGAUGGCUUUUCUCUAUUGGGCUGUUUAUGGUUGGCGGCAUCAACGUGAUUUUCUCUCAGUCCUCCUCGGUGGUGGUGUUCGCAGGCCUGUGGUUUCUGAAUGGACUGGGUCAAGGUCUAGGAUGGCCACCAUGUGCAAAAGUACUACGCAAGUGGUUUGAGCCAUCUCAGUUUGGGACCUGGUGGGCGGUGUUGUCCUGCAGUAUGAAUUUGGCUGGGGGUCUGGGGCCCAUAAUUGCCACACUGAUGGCCCAAAGCUACAGCUGGAGGUCCACACUGUCCAUCUCCGGCCUGACCUGUGUGGUCAUGUCCUUCUUUUGUCUGCUCAUUAUCCGAAAUGAGCCCAGUGAAGUUGGCCUGCCAAAUAUUGAAGCUGGUGCAAAGAAAAGCAAAGGAGGCUCCAGCAAAAAUGAAAGCACCUUCAAAGAGUUCAUCUUUUCUCCGUAUCUGUGGGUGUUAUCGUUUGGCUAUCUGGUGGUGUUUGGGGUGAAGACUGCUUACACUGACUGGGGGCAACUUUUCCUCAUCCAGGACAAGGGCCAGUCAGCACUAAUGGGCAGUUCCUUCAUGAGUGCCCUGGAGAUGGGAGGACUGCUGGGUAGUUUAGCCGCAGGAUUCCUGUCAGACAGGGCCGUGGCAAAGCAUGGAUUGCGUCUGUAUGGAAACCCUCGCCAUGGGCUCUUGCUCUCCAUGAUGGCUGGGAUGUGUGUCUCCAUGUACCUCUUCCGCACUACUGUCACAGCACACAGCUCAAACGUCUGGAUUCUUUUGUUGGGUGCUGCAUUUGGCUUUUCCUCCUAUGGACCGAUUGCCUUGUUUGGAGUUCUUGCGAAUGAAAGCGCUCCAUCGAACUACUGUGGAACCUCUCAUGCAAUUGUCGCCCUAAUGGCAAACGUUGGCGGAUUCCUGUCAGGGUUGCCAUUUGGCACCAUUGCUAAACACUAUGGCUGGAACACAGCAUUCUGGGUAGCAGAGAUAACUUGUACUGUCACCACAGUUGGAUACUUCUUGCUCCGAAAUAUACGCACCAAGAUGGGAAGUGUACCCAAGAAGGCUGACUAGUAUUUAAAUGUCUUUUAACUAGUUUUUAAAAUAUGGUAUAAAGGGCACAAUGCAAAACUUUUGUGUUUAUGAAAUAUGGAUGAAUUCACUGUGGAUAUCUAUUCCCAAGAUAUGACAUUAUAUUUUUUACCAGUGUACAAAAUAUGAUACCAUGUUGUGUCAGUUUCAGAAGCACAUCAUGUUAUUUAUUCUGUUCAUUUUAAAAACGGAUGACAGUAUUUUACAUUGUUCUGUUUACUGAACACUUACACUGCAGAACAUAUUAAUUAAGGCAUGUUUAAGCCAUUUCUUCAGUGGUUUUAAAAUACUGCCAUUAAAUUAAAUAAAAUAAAAUUUAAAUCUUGAACUUUUCAUCCGUUUCAGAGCUUUAACUGGUCCUACCUCUGUAUCUGUAUAUUACAAAAUCAUAAACGUGUAUGAUGAUGAAAUACGUGACCUAACUGUUAGUUAUAUCACGUGAAUGUUUAAUAGCACAAUAAAAUGAGUUUAUAUAAAUAAAACAUUUAAGAUUUACA
This is a messenger RNA of Ctenopharyngodon idella (grass carp), 2113 nucleotides long. It is a transcript of the gene slc37a4a, whose product is annotated as solute carrier family 37 member 4a. Lineage: Eukaryota; Metazoa; Chordata; Actinopteri; Cypriniformes; Xenocyprididae. The transcript is spliced from 9 exons. The record is from RefSeq and is a predicted model, not a curated record. Gene Ontology annotation, molecular function: glucose 6-phosphate:phosphate antiporter activity. Gene Ontology annotation, biological process: glucose-6-phosphate transport; phosphate ion transmembrane transport. The coding region runs from base 309 to 1598 and encodes 429 amino acids. Gene Ontology annotation, cellular component: endoplasmic reticulum membrane.